This is a messenger RNA of Theobroma umbraticum, 1021 nucleotides long. The record is from RefSeq and is a predicted model, not a curated record. NCBI's taxonomy places the organism in Eukaryota, Viridiplantae, Streptophyta, Magnoliopsida, Malvales, Malvaceae.
GUAAUGCAAGUAAAAAAGGAUGCACUUUCAUUAUUUUUAGCAUGCUUUUGGAUUCUCCUACACGUAACAUUGUUUUGUCUUCAGGUUCCGCUUCUGUAUAUAAAGGAGCAUCGAGUUCUCAGGCUUUCCCUGCAGAGAAUUUGGUGUCAUUUCCCCCCCUGGUGUCAAAAACUAUACUAAAACAUGGUGCCUGCUGUGAUAGUUUUCUUGUUUGUUUUGGUAACCCAAGUGUCAGCCUUCCGUUUUUGCCCCAAAUGUGGUAAAAUGGAAGUUCCAUAUCCACUUAGCACUGGUGAAAGCUGUGGGGAUCCUAGGUACAGGAUCUACUGCGACAAUGGUGUCCUGGAGUUCAUGUCAGCUCAAGGGUUUUACUAUAACAUUCUCAGCAUUAAUCCCUGGUCUUCUAAGCUUGUUAUAAGCCCACCCUUGAUACAGGAAAACACUUGUUACUCUUCCGAUCUCGGCUUAGGGGGGUUGGUGCUCGAUGAGAACUUACCUUUCAACAUCUCUACUCGUAACACUGUCAUGUUGUUUAACUGCUCUGAUAGCAUUCUUUUGUCCCCAUUGAAUUGCUCUUCAAGCAGCUUCUGUAGGCAGUUCGAGGAUGCAGGGAAAGGGGGAAGUGGCUGCAGAGGAACACUUUGCUGCCAUUUCUUGAAAGAUGCAUCCAUGACCUCACAUAGGAUCAGGGUCAGGCUUGGAGGCUGCACUGCUUAUACUUCUGUGGUUGGUAAAAAGCCUAAUGAUCCCAUUGAUUCAUGGAACUAUGGCAUUGAGCUGCAAUGGCUGCCUCCUUUCUGAUAAAAUUUCAGUUAGUUUCUUCGACAAGCUAUAAAUCAUGUUGCUCCCUGGAAUAGUGUCUCAUCUUUCUGUUAUAUGUAUCUGUUCAACUCUGAUCGUUAUGCUGUUGCUUUUCUUGCUUUGUUUCAUUGUAAUAUCAGUGAAUAAAUGAACUGCAGGUCAGUUUUAACUUUUAACUUUCAAUGGUAGGAAAGCUGAAGUUUGCUUUCGAACUGGGAAU